Molecule: messenger RNA, 1911 nt
Organism: Phycodurus eques (leafy seadragon)
Lineage: Eukaryota; Metazoa; Chordata; Actinopteri; Syngnathiformes; Syngnathidae
Product: receptor-type guanylate cyclase gcy-3
Exons: 7
Coding region: 1-1500 (499 amino acids)
Biological process (GO): intracellular signal transduction; cGMP biosynthetic process; receptor guanylyl cyclase signaling pathway
Molecular function (GO): guanylate cyclase activity; peptide receptor activity
Source: RefSeq, a predicted model, not a curated record
AUGGCAGCGCUACCUGUCUUCCAGGAAAAGUGGAUUUAUGUAUUAAAGCACCUGAGCUUCGCUGCACUCAUGACAGAACAACUGCAUGACUGCUGGUUAGAGAACAUAGAUGCGAAGUUCAACUCAAGCCAGUAUUUCAAACAUAUCUUCAACACAAAUCUUUGGGAGAUCACCGACUCAGGCAAAGAGCUGUCCGGGUCCCACGCUGGACUCCAAGCUCUGACCGACACUCAGCAGUGCUUGUUUGGUCGUGCGGUGCCAGUACUCAGAAUGACAUCUCGCUCAGUGUCUUCGGGCCUCAGUAUGAAGAUCAGUCUACUGGCAAUUGCCUGUCUCAUCUACCCGGUGGUCAUGUUCUCUUUCAAGCAAAUGACUGAGUGGAUACAAAACUAUGCACACAAUUUAACAGAGAAGACAGAGGACCUGAGACGUCAAAGGAAGCUGGCCGAAGAUCUCCUGCACCAAAUGCUGCCAAAAUCAGUAGCCAAACAGCUCCGCCGGCAAAAACAUGUGGAGGCGGAGAGCUAUGAGAAGGUGACCAUUUUCUUCUCGGACAUUGUUGGUUUCACCUCCAUCUCAGCCUCCUGCACUCCUCUGCAAGUCGUGGAGAUGCUCAACAACCUGUACAUUUGCUUUGACACGCGAAUCGACUCCUAUGAUGUCUACAAGGUUGAAACAAUUGGGGAUGCAUACAUGGUGGUGAGUGGCCUUCCCGAGAGGAACGGGGACAGACAUGCAGACGAGAUUGCCAAGAUGGCUCUGGAUCUGGUUACGGCCGUUCGACAGGUGUCUAUUCCUCACAUGCCCAACCAGAGGCUGCAGCUCCGAGCUGGAAUCCACACAGGUCCUUGCGUGGCAGGAAUAGUGGGCUACAAGAUGCCUAGAUACUGUCUGUUUGGGGAUACGGUGAAUACAGCAUCUAGAAUGGAAUCCACUAGCCUGCCUCAAAAAAUCCACACUAGUUCCGAAACCUACUUGGCCCUUAUCAGAGACUACGCUUAUGAGCUGCAGCUUCGUGGCGAAAUUGAAGUCAAGGGUAAAGGCAAAAUGUACACAUACUGGUUGAUUGGCCAUAAGAACUACAGUGUCCAGAAUGACAGUCUGGUUUGCCACUGGAAUCCCAACAUGGCGAUGAAAAAGAAGACCGAAGCAAGCUGCGAUGUCUCUGUGGGAAAUUCAUCAGUGACAGUGCAGAGCCUCAAUGAAAACACCACCACCCCGUUGCCCAAUCACACGCCACCGCAGCCUCGAUCCGAGAAGGCGGACCCGAGUGUGGCGGCUCAGACGGGGCCUUCAGGCAGCAGCCGUGCCACCCUGGGCUCCGUGAUUGGGGGACUACAGGGAGGGAACGAGUCCUCUUUGCCCAUUCGGUGCAGAAGCAGCAGUGGUGAAGACAAAUGGGACAUUCUGCCUGGCUCCACAAACAACAACAACAACAACAACAACAACAACCUCAGUCAUUACUGGAAUUUAUAUAACGGAAUAAUAAGGGAUUCAUAAAGAAUCGUCUCUACAUAGAUAUAGUUUUGAUCUUUUUAUUUUUUAUACCAUCUAAUUCCACCUCAAUUUAAACAUGGGAGAACCGCAUUCCUUUGUGUAAUCUUGAUGGACAUCCACUCACAAGCUUGGCCUUUUCACCGAAACAUAAUACUGCCGUUGUCAUCUAUCAUCUUCGAAUGCUUUGAAUUAUUUCAUGGGAUGUUUUGUUGGGUGUCAGCCAUUUCAAGUCUCAUCCCCAGAACACUUUUCUUGAGUCUCAAUUUGUUUGAGUUGUAACUGAUAAUAUUUCAUUUCUUUUACACCCACAAACUACCAAAUGAGUCCUGAAAUAUUGCGGAUUUAGUAAUGUGUUGAAGUAUUAGAAAAAUUGUACAUAAAUUCAAUUUGUGAAUAUUUAGUGCCUUGGUGGUC